GAAAGUCAAAGGUUGGUGAUCAGUUGCCUAAAAAUAGCUAAAGGAUGGGUGUCUGUCCUAUAUGCUUUGAUGGACUCAAAUCCCCAGUUUGCUGUGUGCCUUGUGGACAUGUGUUCUGUAAUGUGUGUAUCCACAGAUGGAGGACCACAACUCCCCGUUCCAUGGGAAAUAUUCUCUUAAAUUAUCAUGAAAACAGAAGCUGUCCACAGUGCCGCUCCGAAAUCCAUGCCUUGCAAAGAGUCCGAUUUGAUGAUCAGGAUGUUCAAGAGAGUGAAGAAGCAGAGGAAAAUCCUUGGGAAGCCACAGAUGAUUACACAACAAUUCUAAAAUCUGCUUAUAGUAUCUGGUCAAGAAGUGAACUUCGCAAAGCUUGUGUUACUGCACAGAGUAAAAUAUUUUCCAUAUCAUGGGUCCAGAGAAGUUGGGAUAUUGGAAAAACAUGUGUUACUAAUUUAGGAAAUAUUGUGUCAGAGUUCAGGCAUGUUGAAGGUGGGCCAGAAGUACAGAUAGAGUGGUUAAAGAAUCGGGCCAAACAAGGUUAUAUUACACUUCAGAACAAAAUAGUUAGCCAUCCUAAAGUUGAAAGUUUAAGAACACAGUGGAGCAAUUUUAGUGAAGAAAAAAAGAGAGCAGUAAUGCUUCUAAUUGCCGUGAUCUGUGUAUUGACCCUGGCAGAUGCCCAGAGCCCCGAGGGCUUCCUACAGUCUGUUAUACUCCCUGUCUUUGAGGCUGCCUUCGCUGUAAUGUUUGAGAUCAUGUCCAUGCUGUCAUAUUGUCUGACUAGACCUCUGGUCUGCUCUUUCCACUGUUUGAUGUCUAUAAUUUUAAUGAUUCUAGACAUCGUGGUUGCCAUCUUACGGACCCCAAUUGCUAUUUUUGAAAUCUUGUUGUGGCUACCCUAUACAAUGAUAAUGGGAGUGACAUUAUUUCUUUCAAAUACAGUUGGUACUUUGAUGAGAACUGUUUUCCCAUUGGCCCUUGUGCUGUAUGUAUUUUUCCCAGGGGUUCAACAAAGAGUUAGGGAAAUAUUUGCUGAUUUACAACAAAAUUAAGAUCGAGUGGUUUGCAGUUUUUAUAUAAUUUUGUUUUCAGUGCCAAAUAACUGUUGAUCCAAACCUUUAUUUGUUGAAACUUAUGUAGUGAUAAAGAUGUGUGCAAGCACUGUGAAUAUACUUUAUUUUUAUUAUGAAUGCAGUAAAGAUGUAUCAUUAUGUAUUUAUUUUACACCUCUGACAAUAAGGUAUGAAAAAAAAACAGAUUUUAUGAAGAUUUUAAGAGCUUCACGGUGCCAUAAAUCACACAGAUAUUGAAUAAGAUAGAAACCGAGAAACACAAAAUACUGCAGCAUCAAAAUUUAUAUGCACACCUGUGUGAUAUUUGGCACAUGAAGUGCUAUAAAGAUUUAACUGACAUUUACAUUCUUAUGCUUUACAUUUUUAUAAAGUGAAUAUUUUAAAUGUUAAUAUCAGAUCAUUUGAUUAUUGAAUUGUUCCUAAUUUAGAUUUUAUUCCCCAUACAGCAAAAGAAAGUGAUUUUUCUUGGUGAAAUUUGCCAUUUACUAGUAUUUGCUUAACACUUUAAUUUUAUUUUAGUUGUAACAGAAUUUAGAGUACAUUUAUCAUGUGUUUAUUUGUGAUCAUCAUUUCCUUUUAAUUAAACUGUUAUUAUUUUUUAAAUGGAGAUCUUCACAACAAUUGUAUGUCAAGGAUGUUCUGAACAAAACUUGAAUUUUUUAUGUUUGUUUCAUUCUUGUUAUUAUGUAUGUUCAAGUCCACGAGGAAGUAUUACUGUGUGUAAUAAUUAUUUAUACCAGUACUGCAUAUCGUAUUUUGAACCCAGCAGGGUAGAAACUGCUACAACCACUUUCAGUAUUACAAUUUUCGUGUUUGAAGACAAUGCUUGAAGAAAUUUGAUGUAAAAUUAUUUUUCCAUCAGUCAUAUUCAUGAUGCUUCAAAUAUAAUUUGAAACAUUUC
This is a messenger RNA of Saccostrea echinata, 1974 nucleotides long. RefSeq lists its product as uncharacterized. Gene Ontology annotation, biological process: DNA damage tolerance; protein monoubiquitination. Bases 45 to 1052 code for a protein of 335 amino acids. The record is from RefSeq and is a predicted model, not a curated record. Gene Ontology annotation, molecular function: ubiquitin protein ligase activity; single-stranded DNA binding. The transcript has 6 exons. NCBI's taxonomy places the organism in Eukaryota, Metazoa, Mollusca, Bivalvia, Ostreida, Ostreidae.